GUUGCGCCAGUGAUUAGAGUUAUCUCCCUUGCUGAUUGUUUUCUUUCGAAUUCGAAUUCGUCUUUUCGGCUUUCUCUCGAAUAAUCUGCACGGGUGACAUCGGUUAACGGAAGUUUCUCAACUCCCUCCAAUACGCUUCUGAAACCCAACUGUGAGUGUAUUUAAUAACUAUGAGCCCUCAUUUAAUGUCUGGAUUCUUUGACGGGUGAAAUUACGAUCCAUUUAGCAGUAUCAACGCAGAAAUCGCUCUCUGUGUACAUAUCUAUCUAUCUGCUUAUCUAUCUAUCUAUCUAUCUAUCUAUCUAUCUAUCUAUCUAUCUACCUAUCUAUCUAUCUGUCUGUCUGCCUGCGUAUGCUGAGACUUUGACAUUAAAUUACUAAACUAAAUACUUUACCUAUCGUCUUGGCGACGUCUAAUGUUGAUAUCGGUGUUUAAACAAUCGUUUGACAGUUAAGCCAUGGAGAAAAUAGCGAAUGACAUCAGACUUUUAUUUGACAGAAAAGCUGUUGAUUUGGCGAGCAAGGAGCCCGAUAUAAUUCGUACAAGCAGCCAGUAUGUCCCUGUGGUGAAAAAAACUGUAGGCUACAUAGUAUGUGGAAUAAUUUUUGAUAAGUUAAAUCAAGUUCUUAUGAUGCAAGAAGCUAAAUCUUCAUGCUUUGGAACUUGGUAUGCACCUGCUGGUAGGGUGGAACCUGGAGAAAACUUGACUGAUGCUGUGAAAAGAGAGGUUUUGGAAGAGACAGGCUUGUUGUUUAAUCCUCUUACCCUUAUCUGUGUUGAAUUUGGUUCUGGUCGUUGGUACCGGUUUACAUUUACAGGGAAAACUGUUGGAGGUUCUUUAAAAGAUUCUUCUCAGAGUGACAGUGAAUCUCUGCAGGCAAAAUGGAUUUCAUAUAGCGACAUCAAAACUGGCAAAAUUAGGUUGCGGUCAAAGGACAUCCUUCCUCUACUAGAAUUGGGGUUGCAGUACAAGAAACGUAGCCCUGAAAGUUGUCAUGGUGAUUGCCUUCCUGUUCAGAUACCCCACAAACGUUUACUUCUAAGAAUGGUAAUUGCAGUGAAGACAGACAGUGAUGUGAAGUUAUUGGUGAAGUUAAAUACACUUCCAUAUCUCCCUGUCACUGAUAUUGCUCCUGAUGACUGGUCUCUCUUGAUGUCUGUAUUUUUUCUUCUAAGAGAUGCUUUUGGUCAACAUAGUAUGGAACCUAAAAUCUGUGGAAUUUUAUCUGUGGAACAUUGUGGUCUACCAGCAGCUGUUAAUGAUGGCAUUUGUUUAACAUGUGUGUUUUCUUUGAAUUCAUCUGAUGAGGAGCAACUGAACAAAUUUGUCAACCAGAACUACCAAUGGUAUUCUGUCAGGGAUCUUGAACUUAAGAAUCUACUCCUUCGUUCUUUAACACCAGGAAUGUCUGUGCCACUUAUUGAUCUCCAUUCUUACUAAAUAGCGCUAUUAUCUGCCAUCUGUUCCCUACUGCAGUUAGGGUAACUCACAAGCAAGUCUCACAUUACCCACAACAAAGUUUAAUUCAUGUUUGAUAAUCUUCUGGAAUUUGUCAACACAUUCACUUGCUGCACAAUUAAGAGGAUUGGAAGUUCACACAGAAAGAAUAGAUUCAAACUUAAAGCAAAGUGACAAGUCAUUUUGAUUACAGAAUGGAAAAAAAGAAUAUCAAGGAAUUCAGUGAUAAACAACAAAUACUAAUUUUAUUUUCAUGUCCACACCAAUGAACAUGUUGGACAGUUUGACAUAAAGAUGAUGAUGAGCCAGACGGUUCUGCUGAGCUCCAAUGUCUGCUUUGGCUUGGUUUCUAUGGUUGGAUGCCCCUCUCAAUACAAACUACUUCAUAUAUAUAUUCCUUAAUUAUCUGUGAAGCUACAUUGACUCAAGCACCCAUCAAACUUAGAUCAAUGUUGUCAAGAAACUUAAGGCCCCUUAUGUAUAUAUAAAUGUAUGUAUAUCCUCUAAUUUGAGUAUUGAGUUGUAUUUCUCUUAUUUGUGACCAAACUUAUGUCAGCAAUGGAAUAUAAUCCAGUAUUAGAAAAUCCCUGGAAAAACCAGUAUUUUUUGUGUGAUUUGUACUCCACCAACUUACUAAACAUUCCCUAAUCACUGUUGCCCCAUUAGAGAGACUAUGACACUGUGAGUUGUCAAUUGUGACAUAAAGAAAAUAAAGAAAUAAUUACCCAAAGUAACAUAAUAAAAUAGUUUUGUUUGGAACACUGAAGUGUUUUAAAUAACAGAAAUACAAAAAUUAAACAUCAUUCUAAAAAUGGCUGUGACAUGUAAAAGUCAUAGUAUCAGUUCCAACUCUGUUUGUCCUGAGUUUGUUUUUCAUCUCUUUUUGGUUAAUAAAGUAACAAUUGCUGGAACUAAUUUCCCCUCCCCAACUCAGAAAAUAUUUCCAUUUAAGGCUCAAGAAAGGAGCAUUUACAACACAGCCCCUUUCACCCUGCUAUUACAUUUUAAAUUUAACAAGGAAGACAAACUAUUAGGCAAAUGAAAAUCUCAAUUAUUUCAAUGAAUGAAACUAGUGCAUAGCUUUAUAUGGAAGUUCUGUUCAAAAUUAUAUCUAAUUAUUUAAAUUAAUUAACAAGUUAUCACUGAUGCACCCACCCACCUUUAUAUAAUUCACCUUGCUAACUCUUUCUUGUUGCAAAUCAUUUUGAGCUUUUUUUUCUGUGUUCAACAACAGAAACAUGAAUGCAAGUUUUGUUUUGUUUUACAAUAUUUUAAUGGCUGUGCUUAAUAUUUAAAUAGUUUUUUUUUAAUUAAAAAACAAAUAUAAUUUCAUUAGAAAUUGUUUAUUAAUUAAAAGUUUUUGUGAUAAUCACCAAAGUGUCGAAUAUCAUAAGAAUUUAAAAGGAGUUAAGGAAAAAGUAUAUAUGCUACUCAUUCAACAACAUAUUUUAUAGGUAGGUCCCUCAUCUCUGAGCCCUAGUUUUUCUUUUUUUGUACAUUGUAAGUUCUCAGUAAAGAGAAUGAAUUUAAAUCGCUAAUUUUUAAUUUAUUUAUGAAUGAAAACUAGUAACUAAAUAUUGGUUGUAACUAGUUCUUAUUCCAGAUAAUCAUUUGUAAUGCUACAUCAUAUGUCAAAGUGUUUUAUUGUUCUGAUAUGUUUAUAAUAUUUUAUUUAUUUUGCUCAUGAAAUCUGUUAAUUAAAUUAACCUUUCCCAUCA
Molecule: messenger RNA, 3178 nt
Organism: Octopus sinensis (East Asian common octopus)
Lineage: Eukaryota; Metazoa; Mollusca; Cephalopoda; Octopoda; Octopodidae
Product: 8-oxo-dGDP phosphatase NUDT18-like
Exons: 9
Coding region: 459-1442 (327 amino acids)
Molecular function (GO): 8-oxo-GDP phosphatase activity; 8-oxo-dGDP phosphatase activity; magnesium ion binding
Source: RefSeq, a predicted model, not a curated record